This is a messenger RNA of Trichobilharzia szidati, 681 nucleotides long. The record is from the annotation of a GenBank genome assembly. Lineage: Eukaryota; Metazoa; Platyhelminthes; Trematoda; Strigeidida; Schistosomatidae.
CCAGCGCAUUUUUCGGUUCAAGGUCAAUGGAUGAGGAUGAGGAGGUUUUCUCAGCCCUUGAGACCCAGCUAGAUAGCAUAUUUAUGGUUUUGUCCUCUACAGGCUCCAGCGAUUCUGGAUUAUCGGAAUCACAGCAUGGCCUUAAUGAUAAGCAUAUGGCAUCGUUUCUAGAUGCUUGCCGGAAAAUGGAUUCCUGGUUUAUUAAGAAGCGUCUGGCAUUAUCAACCUAUUGCCAGGAUUAUGCGCUGAAAGAGGAAAUAGAUGCACUGAAUGCAGAGUGCGCAAGAAAAGAAAAGCUUGCUCAGGAGUUAAAAAUGCGAAUAGAAGACUAUUCAAAGUCAAUCCAAGUUAUUGUAGACCAAUGUGGAGACUCUUAGGAAGGAGCGAAACGAUCAGUUAUUCGGUGAUCUUCGGUGUAAAUGACCAAAAGCGAAUUGUUGUGAAGUGAACACAGGAAACCAAUCUAUGCCUUCUACAGUAGAGCUGAUCAGAACAGGCAGUCCCAAGAUGGCCCAAAGACAGAAAAAAGACAGUUGUUUGAGAUGAAAUCUACUCUACUAUUUAGCAGCAAUAAUAACAUAUCAAAAACUCAAAAUCACCUCAACUAUGCCUUUAAGCAACUAAAUAAAUCAGAAAGGUUUCAAGCACAAAAAAGACACUGUGGAACAAAAUUAGUUAACC